Drosophila erecta is the source of this 3256-nucleotide messenger RNA. It is a transcript of the gene Dyro, whose product is annotated as transcription factor mef2A. The record is from RefSeq and is a predicted model, not a curated record. The transcript is spliced from 3 exons. Bases 620 to 2350 code for a protein of 576 amino acids. Lineage: Eukaryota; Metazoa; Arthropoda; Insecta; Diptera; Drosophilidae.
UAAAACAGCUGAUAGCGACAGCAGCAGCAGCAGCAACAACAGCCUGCCAUUAUCAAGCGAGCAACAACAGGUCGCGAAAAAAAAACAAAAAGCACGCCUGCUGCAGCACUCACACACACGCGCGCACACACACACACACACACACAGCCAUAGAGAAGAGCGGGUGUGUGAGAGAGAGAGGCAAAGACAAAGUCGCACACCUUUACCUUUGCGUUGAUUUUGGACGUCGCAACUGAACAACUGACGCUUCGCGCUCGCUCGCUCGUUCUCGCUCUCCGCGGGACACGCGCUCUCUCUCUCGCACAAAGUGCAGCUGAGCUGCCGCCGCCGCACUUGCCGCUGCCACAAAUACAAAACGGCCAGCUGAACGAACGCUCAACGCUCGCCGCCGCCGCUGCUGCCGCCAGUCGAAAGUCAAAAGCAACGUGUUGUGGACGCUUUUUUCGUCGCGUCGUUGCGUUGCGUUCUCUCUCUCUCUCUCACUCCUUUUCCUAUCACCAACACAACCAACCGACACACCGACACACCGGUACACCAAACACCCACCAAUCACCCACCAACCAACCCGACCCCCCCGCGCAGGCUGGGAAAACUUUCACCAUUACCAACAACAACAACAAUGUCCAGCAGCGCAGCCGCAGCGCAGUUCAAGCUCGAUGCCAACUCCAAUGCCAUUGCUUUGAUAGCCGAUGUUGCCACGCUGCCACUCCCCCUUUCGCCCACUGCAACAACAACAACAACAACAGCAGCAGCAGCAGCAGCGGCGGCCGCACCAGCUGAUCGCGUCGAAUGGUCCCGCUCGACGAUACUGAACUUCAUCGAGGACUAUCGCCGGCAGCGAGUCCUUUGGGAUCCCAACACCAAAGGCUACCACAUCAAACAGACCAAAUACGAGGCACUCAAGCUGCUGAGCCAGAAAUAUGGCACGGAAAUACGAUCGAUUAGAUCGAAGAUCAAAUCCCUGCGCAGCUCCUUUCAUCGGGAGCAUGGCAAGGUAAUGACCGGCCGACGUCGCGGGGUCAUCUAUCAGCCGAUGUGGUUUGCCUACGAGGCCAUCAGAUUCAUACUGGAUGGCGAGCGGGAUCAGGAUCGCGAUCAGGAUCCAGAUCAAGAUGCCGAAACGGAAACGGAAGUGGACGAGAAGCUGGCCCUCAUGCACAGCCUGGAUCUGGAGCAGCUGAAGGCGGACAAGCUGGUGGACAGGGACAUUAUGCUGCAGGUGGAGCAGCAGCAGCAGCAGCAACACGACGAGCUUACCGCUCGCAUCGCGGCCACUGUGGCCGCCGUUGCUGCCGCUGCGGCGGCUGCAAACGCUCGAGAUCGGGAGCGAGAUGUGGACACCGCUGGCGAUAUGGACACCGCUCACGAAUUGGAACUCGAGGAGGCGGCGGCGGUCAGCGGUGCCCUGAUCGAAUCCUCCUCGGCGGCUGUGACACGUUCCUCUUCCGAUUUGGAUGGCGAGAAUUACUGCAACAUCAGCGCCGAGGAUGUGAAAACAGAAAUUAUCGAACACGAAUCGGAGCUGGGGAUGCUGGAUCGACGGACGAGCACGCCGUCGCCCAUAAAUUACUACAAGCCGACGGAUCUAACGUACAACCACCGCAAACGCAAGGCGAUGGGCGUGGAGCACGUUGUGGGCGCUUUGACAUUGACGCCCAUCAAGGUGGUGGGCGGUGCAGUGGGGGCGGGUGCCGGCGGUUCCGCUGGCCACCACCACCAGCAGCAGCAGCAGCAGAUGAACCACAACCAGCUCGCGUUUCAGGCGCUCCAGCAGCACUUUAGCAACAAUCACGGUCUUAGCCUGAGCCACUGCAACGGGCAACCGCAGCAGCAGCAGCACCACCACCAACAACAACACCAGCCACAUCAGCAGCAGCAGCAGCAGCAAGCGUUGCAUCUGCAGCAGCAACAGCAACAACAUUCCAGUAACAUGGCACUAAAACGUGAUCGUGAUCGUGAUCUCUCAACGUCAAAUGGCAACGGCAACAGCAACAGCAACAGCAACAGCAGCAACACCAACAACAACACCUCACUGGACCCAACAGCAACAUCCAGCAACUGCAGCUCGAGCAGCAACAACAGCGGCGCCACGCCCCCCAAGCCGCUAAUCGGGGGCGGGAGCGGCGGCGGGGGCGGCGGCAGCGGCGGUGGCCUGAGUGCCAAUCAUGUGGACGAAUAUGGGGUAUUCGGGGAAUACGUGGCCAUAACCAUACGCAAACUGAAGACGUCCAAGUCGAAGAUAGUGGUGAAGCACCUGAUCAACAAUCUGCUUUAUGAAGCCGAGCUGGGCAAGUACGAUCACGGGAUGCCGGCCAGCAAGGAGCCACCGCAGCUGUACAAUAUGCAAUAAAACUAGCAAAUACCGAGGGUCAGGAUUGGGAUAUUGGGUGAAUCCGAUCAAAACCAUGUAGACAAACUACGAUGGGGGAAGGGGGCAAAGCGACAGCCAACGCACUAGUCAGCAAAGCAACAAUUGGUCAAAACCAGAGCCAAGAAUUCGUAGAACCAGGGGGUUUAAUUAGCGGGAUAGCGGGGUAGCGGGAAAGCGGGGGACACGAGCAUUUCAUUCAGGGACAAUGACCAUAUAAGUACUUUAUCUAUAUACAUUUAUAAACACAUGAACGAUAUCAGUGAGUAUAUCCGCAGUCAGUCAGUCAGUAAAAGGAGUGCAGUUGAAUUAGGGGUGAAACAAACAACAUACCAUUAAUUAAAUUGAAUUAAUUAUAAAUGCUUUACGUUAACAGUGUAUUUUUAAUGCACACACCCAUACACAUGUGCGUAUGGUAUGAUAUAUAUGCUACGGUUACAAAUAUAUACUUUUUAUGAUUAUCGUUUUUUGAUUUCCAGCAAGCGUUAUAUUUUUGAUUUUUAUUUUUAAUUUUUGAUUUUCGUUUUAUUAUAUUUACAUUUGGCAAUAACACUUUGAACUCAGGUGCCUUUAUUUUUUUAGUCAAUUAAGCCUUGUUAUCUUAUGCAUAAAAGGGAAAAGCAAACAAACGCGAAUUGAUUGCAAAAUGUCUACAUGUAAUGCAAAUAAAUGGAGCCGUAACAACAUGUAAAUUUAAUUAACUUUUUAUCGCAUAUGCAAAUCCAUGUGUAUAAACUUAAUACUGUAAAUAGUCUAAAAACGAAAUGGAAAGGAGAAAACAAUGAAACAUGAAAUGUGCAAAUCUUAAUUUUUGUUAUGCAUAACUAAUUUGAAUCGAGCGAAGGGCUCCAAAUAAAAAUGCGGAAAUGUUGAAUUUCAUUUUGAAAA